Molecule: messenger RNA, 966 nt
Organism: Closterium sp. NIES-65
Lineage: Eukaryota; Viridiplantae; Streptophyta; Zygnematophyceae; Desmidiales; Closteriaceae
Source: the annotation of a GenBank genome assembly
AUGCCGGCGCGUACACCGCACGGGCAUUACCCGCAUGCGCCACAGCCACGAUUCCGCUUCCGCCGCGUCGUGCGGUACUCGCGCUACGAGCGCCAAACGCGGCCCGUGCGCCACCCUUCACUGCCCGCAGCACGGGGUAACACGCAAAGGGGGCAGGGCUGGGGAGAAGCGGAAGGAGCGGCGGAAGAUGGGGGGGAGGGGGGCGGCGUGGGCGGAAGGGGUGGACGGGGGAGCGCUGGCAGGCCGCAGGGCGAGGUGGUUGGCGGAGAAGUUAGUGGAGGCGGGUGGGGGGACGAAGGAAGCAGACUGAGAGAACAGAUAUGGUCUUGGUCCUGGGCGGCAAGGGUAAUAUCUGGGUGGACAAACGGGCAGGUGAAAGGACAGUACUUCCAAGUGAACGAGCCGGAAGGGCAGGUGAACGGGCAGCAGAGUGUGAGGAGUGUGGAGCGAGGGGAGGGGGAGGGCGCGACUGGAAGUGCUGACAUUUGGUCGUCUGAAUCUGGGAUGGGUGGUGGUAGCAGCAACACUGCUGGUUCUGGUUCUGCUGCUGGUGUGAAGAAAGGAGAUGGUAUGGGUGUGUGUGCGGACAAGCGUGUGUGGGGGACGGGCGGGGGAGGUGCCGUAGAUGGUGCAGCUGGGGGGGGCGAGAGGGUGGAGGCAGAGGCGGAAGGGCAAGAGAGAGUCCAGGACUGGGGUGCAGGAAGGGCCAUGGACGUGGAUGGUGACGUGGAUGGUGACGUGGACGUGGCAUUGCAUGCCUGUGCUAGAGGCCUGCGGAGCUCGGACCAACAGCCUUCGCCUGCCGCUGCUGGCACUGCGGGCAGCACUGCUGAUUCUGGUGCGACUCCUACCAGGCCUGCUACUACCAAACCAUCCCUGCUGCCAUCCCCGCUGCCAUCCCCGCUGCCAUCCCCGCUGCCAUCCCUGCUACCAUCCCUAUUGUCCCUACCAUCACUGACGUGCUAA